UUGAUAUUAGUCCCUUCUUUUUGGAUCGGAUCUAAUGAAACAAAGAAAGUGUUGAGUUCAUUCAUUCACAUUUCACAACACAAAGUCACUUCACUUUUCUGCUUUUUCUUUUUUCUUCUUCCUAUUUUUCAUUUUUUUUUCUUCAUUUUCUCAGCAUUAUUCCCAAGAAUGUUCCUUUCUUAUGCUACUACUUCUUCUUCAACAUUUCUCAUUCUUCAUUCACAUUGCCAUUUCUCUCCUCUGAUCAGGUGUGUAUAGAUAUCCUUGAUGGAGUCACCUAUCAAUGAAGUUGAGUCUAUAUCAGAGGUUCAGAAUUCAGUUUCUGGUGUACCGAAAUGCCACAGCCUUCCUUUAACAUCAGGGACUCCCCGUCCUUCGCGGCCUCCGUUGAGAGCAUCUCGAAAUCACGGAGCUUCUUCAUCUUCUUCCACGUCGUACUUGGCUGGCCAUCAUAAUUAUGGAACAAAGACCAUCCACCAUGUAAACAGCCAUGUAAUUAAUCAAAAGCAUUUAGAACAUGAAGGAUUGCCAACAAAACUAUGCAGCAAACAAAAAGUGUUUGAUGAAUCCGACAAUUGUAUCUUAGUUCCAUCGAAACGAGCUGUUGUUAAUCAAGCGAAAAAUUACUGUCAGUCAGAGGUUAGUUUUUGUUUAAGUCCUCAGAAUAGUUUCUAUUCAGCAACUGUCUAUUCAGAGGCGAAACAAAGUUUCACCAAUACUGAAGUUAGUGAGUGUGCUAGUGCUGAUAAUAAGUCUUGUGAAAGUGGAGAAAUUUCGAAUUCGUGUGAUUUUAACGAGAGUAGGAAAACUAGUAUCUGUAGAGCGAGUACUGGAAGUGAUGUUAGCGACGAAAGCAGCACGAGUAGUUUGAGCACUGCUUUGUAUAAACCUCAUAAGGCAAAUGAUAUAAGAUGGGGAGCGAUUCAAGCUAUUCGAGCUCGCGAUGGCAUGUUGGAAAUGAGGCAUUUUAGGUUGUUGAAGAAAUUAGGAUGUGGAGACAUAGGAAGUGUAUAUCUAGCUGAAUUGAGCGGCACAAGGACUACUUUUGCUAUGAAACUCAUGAACAAAGCCGAGCUUGCAGGACGCAAGAAGCUUCUUAGGGCGCAGACAGAGAGAGAGAUAUUGCAGUCUUUAGAUCAUCCUUUUUUACCUACAUUAUAUACACACUUUGAGACUGAGACAUUCUCUUGCUUGGUAAUGGAGUUUUGUCCCGGCGGUGACCUACACGCACUCAGACAAAGACAACCCGGGAAGUUUUUCUCAGAGCAUGCUGUCAGGUUUUAUGUGGCAGAAGUUCUCCUUGCUUUGGAGUACUUACACAUGCUUGGUAUAAUCUAUAGAGACCUUAAACCUGAGAAUGUGUUGGUGAGAGAAGAUGGUCAUAUAAUGCUAUCUGAUUUCGAUCUCUCUCUAAGGUGCACCGUCAGUCCAACUCUCGUGAAGUCCUCAAACCCGAUCGCUGAAACAAAAAGCUCUGGAUACUGCAUUCAGCCUGCCUGCGCAAUGCAGCCAGACUGCAUCCAACCUGCAUGCUUUUCGCCACGUUUCCUAUCCGGAAAAUCGAAGAAAGAAAGAAAAUUCAGACCAAAGAAUGAUAUGCAUCAUCACCAAGUGACACCUCUUCCUGAGCUAAUCGCGGAGCCAACAAGUGCGCGAUCAAUGUCCUUUGUAGGUACACACGAGUACUUGGCGCCUGAAAUAAUUAAAGGCGAAGGACAUGGCAGUGCUGUGGACUGGUGGACGUUUGGGAUAUUCUUAUAUGAACUCUUGUUUGGGCGAACACCGUUCAAAGGUUCGGCCAACCGAGCAACACUGUUUAAUGUUGUCGGGCAGCCGUUGAGGUUUCCGGAAUCUCCUACUGUCAGCUUUGCUGUGAGGGACUUGAUCAGAGGUUUACUUGUGAAAGAGCCUCAACACCGUCUUGCCUAUAGACGUGGAGCUACGGAAAUCAAACAACAUCCUUUCUUUCACAAUGUGAAUUGGGCGCUGAUCCGUUGCGCUAAUCCGCCGGAGGUACCGAGACAGACCAUGAUGAGACCUAAUUCAACUGAUCAAGAACUUGGUGUCAACCCUUCUGGCAAUUAUUUAGAUAUUGAUUUCUUUUGAUCCUUAAACGUGAAGUGGUUUUGGUUUUUGUGGACCAACAGCAAUCUGUGUUGUUUUUUUCUGUUCAUGUUUCUAAGCAUAAAAGAAUGCAAUGCAAUGCAAUGUUUUUGUUCAAUUACAUUGAUCAACAAUUGAUGAACUGUUCUAAGAAAUUUCAAAUGCCUUAAUUUGAGGAACAAAGUUUACAGUAUUUCUCUCA
This is a messenger RNA of Cicer arietinum (chickpea), 2305 nucleotides long. RefSeq names its product protein kinase PVPK-1. Gene Ontology annotation, molecular function: protein kinase activity; ATP binding. NCBI's taxonomy places the organism in Eukaryota, Viridiplantae, Streptophyta, Magnoliopsida, Fabales, Fabaceae. The record is from RefSeq and is a predicted model, not a curated record. Gene Ontology annotation, biological process: protein phosphorylation.